This is a messenger RNA of Brassica rapa (field mustard), 1107 nucleotides long. RefSeq names its product stem-specific protein TSJT1. NCBI's taxonomy places the organism in Eukaryota, Viridiplantae, Streptophyta, Magnoliopsida, Brassicales, Brassicaceae. The record is from RefSeq and is a predicted model, not a curated record.
AAACAGACAACGGAAUAAAAACAAAUACCACCGCUUUGAGUUAUAUAUAUAAACUCAAUAAACCUCAUCACUCUUCCUUCUUCAUUCUUCCUUCCAAGAUUCUUAUCUUUAUUAAAGAGAAACAAAACUCUUCUUUUAUAAUUAACUUUUCUUUUUUCAUUGUUGUGUUCUCUCUCUCUUUCUCUCGCUGGAGAAAAAUGUUGGCUAUAUUUCACGAGGCCUUUGCUCACCCGCCGGAGGAACUCUACAGUCCGGCGUCUGAGAAAUGCUCUAAACAGCCCAAACUUCCAGAAGAAACCUUAGACGACUUCUUGUCUCGUCACUCUGACAACACUUUCUCCAUGUCUUUCGGAAAAGCAGCUGUUCUUGCUUACGUUCGUCCCUCUGCUUCCUUCUCAGUCCACCAGAGGUUGUUCUGUGGGUUUGAUGACAUCUACUGUCUCUUCUUUGGGAGCUUGAACAAUCUGUGUCAGCUAAACAAGCAAUAUGGUCUGACCAAGACAACAAACGAGGCCAUGUUUGUGAUUGAAGCUUAUAGGACUCUUAGAGACAGAGGUCCUUAUCCAGCUGAUCAGGUCGUCAAGGAUUUAGACGGUAGCUUUGCCUUUGUUGUUUAUGAUAGCAAAGCCGGCUCUGUCUUCACGGCUCUGGGAUCUGAUGGAGGAGUGAAGCUGUUUUGGGGAAUAGCUGCUGAUGGAUCUGUUGUGAUAUCGGAUGAUUUGGAUGUUAUCAAAGAGGGUUGUGCUAAAUCUUUUGCUCCAUUUCCUACUGGAUGUAUGUUCCACAGUGAAGGAGGGUUAAUGAGCUUUGAGCAUCCGAUGAACAAGAUAAAGGCGAUGCCGAGAGUGGACAGUGAAGGAGUCCUAUGUGGUGCUAACUUCAAGGUGGAUGUGUACACGCGUGUUAACAGUAUCCCUCGUCGAGGAAGUGAAGCCAAUUGGUCUCUCUGAAUGCCUUGCAUUCUCUCAACUUCCUAAAUGAUACUUUCCUUUCCGCACUUUCAUGCUCCGUUCUUGUUCUUCUCUACUUCUGUUAUGGAAUAAGCCAUGAAUAAAAACUGUGAAUAGCUUUCGAGGUUCUAUAUAAAAAUAAAUUUCUCAGCGCUCA